Messenger RNA from Aspergillus puulaauensis, 2010 nucleotides. Its product is annotated as fungal specific transcription factor domain-containing protein. The record is from RefSeq and is a predicted model, not a curated record. Gene Ontology annotation, biological process: DNA-templated transcription. The transcript has 2 exons. The coding region runs from base 1 to 2010 and encodes 669 amino acids. NCBI's taxonomy places the organism in Eukaryota, Fungi, Ascomycota, Eurotiomycetes, Eurotiales, Aspergillaceae. Gene Ontology annotation, molecular function: DNA binding; zinc ion binding.
AUGGAAUGGGGUAUUAAUUUGCUAUUCUCCAGUGCAUAUGUUGAGGAGCUAGAAGAGCGCAUCAAACAAAUGGACGAUCAGUUACAGCAGCUGCGUCGGGGUGAAAGCCUGCCUCAGCCGAAUAAUCGAGAAUCGCCAGUCCCUGUGGAUGUUACCAGACCAUCCGGGCUUGAUCGUUCUGAAUCAGAGGAAAGCAUAUUUUCUGCUCCUCGAGCUCCUGAUGAUAGAUCCUCCGGCAGUCCACAAAACUCUGACCAGCCGUCGUAUUUCCUUCGAGCGCACGAUGGCAAGAUGCGCUUCUUUGGGGCGUCCUCUGGAUUUGGUAUCCAUUGCUCUCGGGAAGCCAGUCAGUCAAAGACUGGACGGCCCAGGCUAGGCUGGGGAAAUGUAGCCAGACGGAAUGCCACUCAGUGGCCAUUAACAAACUGGGUUCCCCGAAUACUCCAAGACAGCAUUGAGAAACGUAUCACCCAGCCUCUACCGUCAAAGGAGACUACACGGGCUCUAGUGGCCGAGUUCCGUACUACCUUUAACCAAGUCAUCCCACUUGUUGAUGAUACGUCACUCACGCAGUUAAUAGAGAGGCAAUUCUCAUGGAACCCGGACGAGAGCCCUUCAUCGUGGGUCUUGAUCAACGUUGUCCUUGCCUUUUCUUACAGGGGGCGGGCACAGUCAUCGACACACGAAAGUAGCGACUACUGGAGGAUGUCGCUAGGCCAUAUCAAAAACGCUUUAAACGUGUUGGUCGAGCUUUUACUUCGCAAUGCAGAUCUUCCCACCGUUCAAGGAAUACUGGGAUUAGCCAUCUAUUUCCAGGGCACACCAAACGCCCAAGCCCUAUUCAUGCUUGCGGCAUCGGCAAUGCGCCUUGCUCACUCGAUCGGGUUGCAUAGAAACACCACAGCUGACUUCAGUCAAUCCGAGAUUGAAGAGCGACGCAGGACUUUCUGGAUCGCAUUUAUUCUGGACGCUGAUAUCUCCAUACGUGUGGGCCGCCCGCCGGUCCAGGAUAUGGAAGACUACAGUACACCCCUGCCAGCUGAAUCACCACACGACUGUAGAGGUAUCAUCUCGAUCGAUGGAACAUCCAUUAACUUUUUCCGCCUCCUCACGCAAUUUGCGAUUAUUCAACGGCAGGUCUACCGGCAUCUCCAGACUGUAGUCGUCACCAAGCAGCCCAAAGAGAUAGCCCUUGAGUCUGCAUUGGCUUGCGAAAAGGCCCUUUUGCAGUGGAGAUACUCAUUCCCUGAUAUAUUGCAACCUCAGCACCCAUCUCCGUCCGAGGCUCCUUACGCCCAUCUACAUGCCUUGCGCUUAUGUCUUGCGUACCAUUGCUGCUACGCCAGUCUCCGCCAACUCCCUCUGGUCUCUCCUACUCUAGACAAUCCCAGAUCCCAGGAAAACCUUACAGAGGUCGAUAAGGACAUAGCCGCGCUUUGCCUCCGCUCACUGGCCUCUGCACGAUCUGCGCUGCGCCUUCUUCCACACCUGCGCGUGCUCGGGCCCAGCCACAAAUGGAACGUGCUCUACUUCUUCGCAACAGCAUCCGUGGCUCUAUCAUCCGAGAUCCGGAUUCAUCCUACGCACGGGCUCGCGAAUGAUGAUUUAGCCAUGGCCCACGAAGCCGUCGAGUUCCUUACAGCCGUCUCGCAUGAGGAACCCGGUACAUAUGUCGACUUUAUCUUGAGCGUGUGUUCGGAUUUAGAAAUUUCUGCUAGGCGGGCUAUCCACGAGGCACGCGACGCGCCAAUCGGAACAGAUGAUAAUGAUGUUGUCGAUAUACCUGGCAAUAUUGACUUCGCGGGGCAGCAGCAACAGCAGCAAUUUGCCAACUACUCUGAAAAUUAUGGCAGACUUUUCAAUAGCGACCCUGCUGGGCUUCUUACAGAUCCUAACUGUGACUUUCUCAACUCGCAGUGGUUUGCUCCUCCGUUUUGGAAUUGGCAGGAUAUGAUCAUCGGCGUGCCUGACUCGCCUGAAAUCAAUAGACGGACGGAUGACUUCACGUGA